This is a messenger RNA of Dendronephthya gigantea, 2696 nucleotides long. Its product is annotated as protein Wnt-5-like. Bases 259 to 1368 code for a protein of 369 amino acids. The transcript is spliced from 5 exons. The record is from RefSeq and is a predicted model, not a curated record. Gene Ontology annotation, molecular function: frizzled binding; cytokine activity. NCBI's taxonomy places the organism in Eukaryota, Metazoa, Cnidaria, Anthozoa, Malacalcyonacea, Nephtheidae. Gene Ontology annotation, cellular component: extracellular region. Gene Ontology annotation, biological process: cell fate commitment; multicellular organism development; canonical Wnt signaling pathway.
UUCAUCUGUAAGAAGUGAUCUGGUAAUUCGAGCUCCGUCAGUAAAAUGGAAGGGAUAUUUCAACACAUAUAAUUAAUAAAAGCUCCCGACGGCUUUUAGCCAGGAUAUUUGCUCCAAUAAAAGCGACCAACAUUUGCUACUCGGCAAGUUCGCUGAAGAAGUUCAAGCCGUGCGAAGCAAGAAGGAACGGUCGUCGUCUUUUUAAGCCAAACAACUCGACUUUAUUGAAGUGUAUUCAGUCAUCGUUUGCUAUAAGAUAUGAUGAAAGCCAUGUGUCAAUUCUUAAUUCUAGUCGUUUUAUUACAUUUUGGCAAACAGAUUGAUUCCGCAUCAGUGGAUAUGAAAAGAAGCAUCAUUGGUGGACAAGAUGCGGCGUUCUUGCAAAGCGGUCUCAGACUCCGUUCAAUCUGUGAUACACACAGAGAUUUAAGUUCAAGACAACGCGAAAUCUGUCGAAAAGAUGUGGCCCUCAUGGGAAGCACUCUUGAGGGUGCUAUGUUGGCAAGGAAAGAAUGUAAAAAGCAAUUCCAGAACGAACAAUGGGAUUGUUCGACCAUUCCCGAAGACGAAGCGCUUGGCCAAAUGCCAAGUAGAUACGCUACUAAGGAAGCUGCUUUUAACCACGCCUUGGUUGCUGCAGGUAUUGUCCACGUAAUAGCAAGGAAUUGCAUGAAAGGAGAUUUAUCUAGUUGUCAUUGCAGUGCAGCAAGAAGACCACAAAAUUUAAAAGCAGGAUAUAGAUGGGGAGGAUGUGGAGAUAACAUUCAUUAUGCCUCAGAGUUUUCCAGGAAGUUUUUGGAUGACCCUAGGGUAGAGAAAUUGAAUGGUAGUACUGACAUAAAACUGGCUAAAAAACUUCUCAUGGAUGAUCAUAAUAACGAAGCUGGAAGACAGGCUGUGCUGAAGAACCGUCGACUAGUUUGUAAAUGCCACGGCGCCACAAGUCAAUGUCCAACUCAAACAUGUUGGUAUCAGGUAUCCGAGUUCCACAUAAUUGGAGACUUUUUGAAAUCGAAAUAUCUUUCAGCAAUUAAAGCAAAACUUGCGAAAAAAAAAGGAAAGAAAGUUUUCUUAAAAGGAAAAAAUGAUAACGAUUUGUCUAACGACAAACAUAAACUUGUGUACAUUGAAGAUUCACCCCCAUAUUGUUCAAUUACGUCACGAAGCUAUUAUUCAACAACCAUUGCUCGUCGUCAAUGUAACCCAAGAACAUCCGGCGCAGGCAGCUGUAGACAUCUUUGCUGUAGACCGGGCCACAACACUCAGAAUAUAACGAAGGAGAAAGAAUGCAACUGCAAAUUUGUGUGGUGUUGUGACGUUAAAUGCCAAAAAUGCAGAGAAAGGGUACAAGUGCACACAUGUCGUUAAAAAUCUUCGGAUGUUUCCAGCAAAGACAUUGUUCAUCAUGCGAAUAUAUAUAGGCGUAUAUAUAUACAUUGAACUACGUACGUAUGAGCGAAGUGUAAAAAUGAAUCGUAAAAUGGAUUUUAUCGCCUCUAUGUAGUCUAAACUUCACUGAACUUCACGUUAAAAACGAAAAUCAUUAUACAUGUAGACAUGUUCCAAAGACAAACUUUUUGGUACUAGUUGCAGCAUAUAACAAACUCUAUCCUCCAACCACGUUAGUUUUUUUGUUUCAAUUCUUAUACGGCAGUUAAUUCAAGUCAGGUACUUUCGAAAUCCGGCGUACAAGAAACUAGUGUACCCACCCCCCGUGCUCUCAGGUUUUAAGGUUGUUGAUUUGUUCUGUAACGAGUCCAGAACCUUUUUCGUAAAACCAAUUUUUCACAACACGAUUUGCUGUUCCUCGUGCAUCUUGCACGUUGGUAAACUUUUGCGACAACCCUCAUUGAAUUAUUUUUAAAGAAUUUGGUUCUCAUCAAUAUUUUUUCAAAGAAAGGCUUUCAUUUUUAACAUGAAUAUUUUCUAAAUUACUUGUCAGUACAAUUGAGUCACAGUUUCAUUCUGACCACUUACUAAGACUGAUUAUACUAAUCAAUAUACAUGCAUAAUUAGCUCUUUCCAACUUCAGGAUAGAUAACGUCUUUUAAAAGUUUUGUUAUAUUUACAACGCUUUGAGCUACUUUUGAAACACAACUUAUAGAGAUAUCGCAAUAGUAUUAUGCAUGGUAUGGCUAAAAAGAAUGCACAUAAAUAUCAAAUAAUGGCAUGCAGCAUUUGUGAAAUUAGCCAAUGUAAAUAUUAUUGAUAGAUAUACAAAAAAUUAUACAAAGCGUAAUAAUAUAUCACAUUUACAUAGGCUGACUAUAUUAUAUACAAAAUUCCACCUUUCACAAAUCCAUAAUGUUUUGCAUCGUAAUUAUAUACGGCUAUAUAUUAGAUACAUUUCACGUUGGUAAUUGUAAAAGCCUUGGAAACGAAAAUAUCUUAGAAGUUCUUAUGUCACGCAGUUUUACACAGCCGGCUGUUUGAAAUUGUAUGACGCAAGAUCAUGUUGGGUGUAGAUACAAAGUAGUGAGACGUCACAGAAACUCGAUUGUCCAUUCGUAAGUAAACUAUUAUACGAAAUCGGAUGCCAUUCUUGGUGGCCACUUCCAAACUUUUUUUGAAAACAAUUUGAUGCCUUUCUUAUUUUAUUUCAAUACUGAUAGCUAUUAAGAUUCAAAUAAGACUUUUAGUAAUUGCUUAUUUUAAACUAUAGUUUGUAUAUUAUUUACAAUUAUAUUAUAUAAAAA